UUCAAUAACGAAACGCCGCCGUCAAACCACGCAAAAACAUGGCGGAAAAAAUAGCAGCUGUUACCGGCGCCAAUAAGGGCUUAGGUUUUUCAAUUGUCAAAGGAUUGUGCGAAAGAUUCAACGGUAUCGUGUAUUUAACGUCCAGAAAUGAAAAAAGAGGAUUAGAAGCCGUGAAAAAGUUAAAUGCUCUCGGAUUAAAACCGCAAUUUUAUUCACUUGACGUCAGUGACAAAAGCAGUAUUAAAAAAUUUGCAGAUUAUAUCAAAACGAAACACGGUGGUCUAGAUGUUCUCGUAAAUAAUGCAGGCAUGUUAGAGUUGGAAAAGGUAUAUCCGACGUAUGAAGAAGCUAAGAGAAAUAUUGAUGUGAACUAUCGAAGUCUUUUAGACAUCGAAGAGUUUUUAUAUCCUCUACUAAGAGAUGGCGCUAGAGUGAUCAAUGUGUCGAGCGCAUGUGGACAUCUUUCGAAUUUAAAAAACAAAAAAUGGUUAGACGUUCUCACGAAACAAGAUUUGAAAACGGAAGAUAUUAAUUAUUUUGUUAAUAACUAUUUGGAAAGCUUAAAAAACGGUACAUUCAAGAAAGAAGAUUUUGCUGACGACGGAAAACAUGCGGAGCACAGAAUUUCUAAAAUUGCCUUAACGGCUUUGACUAUGGUACAACAACGGAAAUAUAAUGACAGAAAUAUAUCUAUAAAUGCUGUUCAUCCAGGGUAUUUAAAGACAGAUAUGGCACAGGGUGGAGGAGAAACUGAUCCAGAUGAUGCUGCGGAAAUUAUUCUUUACCUUAUUUUAGAAGCGUCGCCUAAUCUUAAAGGAGUAUUUAUGUGGCAUAAUAAGAAAUUAGUUGACUGGUAUGAUGUUGAAGGUGAUUAUUACUACAAACACAAGGAUUAAAGUCCAUUGAUAUUAAUAAUACCCACCAUAAUAAUAUUACAUUAAGCCAGAUCAAUGGAUUUCAAUGUGUUACCUACAA
Molecule: messenger RNA, 975 nt
Organism: Vanessa tameamea
Lineage: Eukaryota; Metazoa; Arthropoda; Insecta; Lepidoptera; Nymphalidae
Product: carbonyl reductase [NADPH] 1-like
Exons: 2
Coding region: 39-896 (285 amino acids)
Molecular function (GO): carbonyl reductase (NADPH) activity
Source: RefSeq, a predicted model, not a curated record